GACAUGGAGGUCACAGCUCUCUGCAUCAGACUACUAAUAAAUGUCCUGGUGCUUCUGGUUCUAGAAGAUCAACACUGUUACUGUGCUGAGAAAGCUGAUGCAGCUUCUCUUCGUAUUGAUGCAGCUUCUCUUCGUAUUGUCCCAAACAGACUCCAGCUCUUUGAAUAUGACUCUAUCUCCAUUGAAUGUGAGGGAUAUGGUGACUUCACCGAGUGGAGAGUGAUGAGGAGGAUCAUGGGAGUUGAAACUAUAUGUGCUACUCAGUUGGAGACAUCAAGGGCACCCUGCUUUAUCCAACAUAGCUUUUCAUCAGACAGUGGAGAAUACUGGUGUGAAGCUAAAGGAGGAGGCAGAAGCAACGCCAUCAACAUCACUGUUACUGCUGGUCCUGUGAUCCUGGAGAGUCCUGCUCUGCCUGUGAUGGAGGGAGACGCUGUGACUCUGCGCUGUAGAAGCAAAAUGACCUCCUCUGCUCUCAAAGCUGAUUUCUAUAAAGAUGACCUCCCCAUCGGCACCAGCUCCACAAGAGAGAUGACCAUCCAUGGCGUUUCUAAGUCUGACGAAGGACUUUACAAGUGCAGCAUCUCUGAGUUUGUGGAGUCACCAGAGAGCUGGGUAACUAUCAAAGCAGAUCACAGACUCGAGACUCGUCCCUCCUCAGAUCACUCUUGUCAUAUUUACCUCAUCCUAAGGACCGUUUUCACCAUUUUAAUGGUGGCUCUACUGCUGCUGCUGGUGGGACUACUUCACUGUGGGGAAGUCAGAGUUACACAGAAAUAAGCACUCAUAUGUGAGUGUAACUGUCAACCUGAACAAAACAAAAGAGUAACUGACUGAGAAUAAUGAAUGACUUUGGUCUUUCUAUCAGUCAAUGGCCUGUGUACUUGUUAUUUAACAGUUUUAUUUGGACUUUUCAGUAAAACUUUGAGCAACACAAACAAAUGUGGCAGCCUUCGUUAGAUUAAAUAGCUAGAAUAGGUUUCACAGUUCUGUUACCACUUGCGGUGGAUAUCAGACUUCGUCACAAGCAGAAAAGGUUGAAAGCCACAGAUGAACGUAUGACCUAUUUUGAAAAGGCGUGCGUGCUUUAUAUCUUGCUCUAUGUUUUGUUUUUAGCUGGUGAUAAUUCACACUUAGACGUAAACCACACACAAACUAUCAGACAUACGAGGCUGAUGGGCCCUUUACAAGUUUCCAUAGCAGCAACAAAACAUUUCUGUUAGUAGAGAAACUCAUCAUGUUUUUUGAGGAGUCAAUAUUAACAUAAACAAAAUAGAAAUGGAGAUCAGUUAUGGUUAAACAAGAUGAGUCAUGUCCCUCUCAGUGCAUACAAGACCCUCACUGGUCCUUUGGUGUGGUGUUUUAUUCAAUACAUUUACUGUACUUUACUGGGUUUUGUUUUUCAUUGUAUGAAGAAAUAAAGUCUUUAAGAAGUCAUUUGUAGAGUUAUUAUAAUCAUUAGUGAACAAUAUUUAUAAUACCCUUAGAGGUGUAAAGUGUCUUUAAGUAGAUAUAUGGUCUGAACAUCAUGAUAGAGGUUUAUUCAUUUAUUUCUUUACAAACAUUUUAAAAACGGCAACGAAUACAAAAAAAUAAUAUUAUAGAACAAUACAUUCAAAACAGGCAACAUUUUGCAACACGGUGGUCACAUCUGUUUGAGAAGGCUAUUAAAGAGGAGUUAUCAGUUGCUAUAAGCAACAUAGAUGUGGGUCAAUCAUCGAUUCACAUGGUAGAUCGCCAAAAGAAGGUAUAAAAGAAUACAACAGCGAUCUCUAGUGACCGUAGUUAGUAUGAGCACAUGUGUUCCGAAGAACAAAGAGCAUGCCAUCUUGUCUCUCUCUCUCUCUCUCUCUCUCUCUCUCUCUCUCUCUCUCUCUCUCU
Molecule: messenger RNA, 1881 nt
Organism: Sebastes umbrosus (honeycomb rockfish)
Lineage: Eukaryota; Metazoa; Chordata; Actinopteri; Perciformes; Sebastidae
Product: low affinity immunoglobulin gamma Fc region receptor II-a-like
Exons: 5
Coding region: 4-780 (258 amino acids)
Biological process (GO): cell surface receptor signaling pathway
Molecular function (GO): transmembrane signaling receptor activity
Source: RefSeq, a predicted model, not a curated record